GCGCACAGAGGAUAACUACUCAUGUGCAGAGAACCGGUGGUUUGCAUUAUCCACUACCAAUUCCUUUGAAGCCAAAAUUUCAAGUUGUUCUGAAUUUCUUCACUCAUCACUCUCAGCUUCUGCUCUGCAACAAUGCUACCCAGCUCCCACACUCCUCUUCCCCGCACCAACCUCGCUCCCACUCCCUCUCUCUCUUAUGUCUCCCUCUACACUGUCUCUUCUUCCCCUUCUUCUUCUUAUUCGUAUUGUUGCUCGCUCUCCCUUCCGUUUCAUUUCGAUCGCAGCCGUCUCCCAUCGUUCGGCGUCCAUGGAGGAGCCCGUUCGAGCAGGAACCCUAAACCUAAGGGGCUGAAGGUGAAUUGUGCGACAAGCGAACCACUGAAGGUGAUGAUAUCCGGGGCACCGGCGUCAGGGAAGGGGACUCAGUGUGAGAUGAUUGUUCAGAAGUUUGGAUUGGUGCAUGUAUCGACUGGAGAUCUUCUAAGAGCUGAAGUAUCAUCUGGGACAGAAAUUGGAAAUAAAGCUAAAGAGUACAUGAAUACCGGCCGCCUGGUUCCAGAUGAAAUUGUGACAGCUAUGGUAACGGCACGAUUGUCACAGCAAGAUGCAAAAGAGAAGGGAUGGCUUCUAGAUGGCUAUCCCCGGAGUUUUGCUCAAGCAGAGAGUCUGGAGAAAACGAAGAUAAGACCAGAUCUAUACAUAGUAUUAGAUGUUCUUGAUGAAAUUCUAAUCGAUAGAUGUGUUGGUAGAAGGUUGGAUCCCAUAACAGGGAAGAUUUACCAUCUAAAAAAUUUUCCACCAGAUAAUGAGGAAAUUAAGGCAAGAGUUAUAACUCGACCUGAUGAUACCGAAGAAAAGGUUAAAUCGCGCCUAGUAAUAUAUAAGCAAAAUUCAGAAGCAAUCUCAUCAACAUACUUCGAUAUACUAAAUAAGAUUGAUGGCAAUCGUCCAAAAGAAACAGUUUUCAAAGAAAUAGACUCCUUGCUGUCUCAAGUGCGGCAAGAUAAAGCAAAAACUACAAAAUUAGGAAAAUCAUUGACCGGAACUGACAGCCAUGCAAAUCUAGCAUCUUCAACCCAGGAAAACUGGAGAGGAAUUCCGACUAAAUUGAACAACAUUCCUCAUUCUAGAGAGAUCAGGAAAUAUUUUUAUGACGAUGUGCUACAAGCCACACAGAGAGCCGUAGCUGAUGGAAGAAUGCGAUUGAAGGUGGAGAUCAAUAUUCCAGAGCUGAACCCAGAAAUGGAUGUUUAUCGAAUUGGUACGUUAAUGGAACUUGUUCGAGUCCUUGCACUGUCGUUUGCAGAUGAUGGAAAACGUGUUAAGGUUUGUGUGCAAGGCUCUAUGGGAGAAGGUGCACUUGCUGGGAUGCCAUUGCAGCUUGCUGGAAGCCGAAAGGUCUUGGAGUUCAUGGACUGGGGUGAUUAUGGUGCCAAGGGGACCUUUAUUAACAUAGGUUCUAUAGGUGCCAAAGAGGUUGAUGAACAAGAUGACAUGUUUAUUCUAGUGGCUCCUCAAAAUGCUGUAGGAAAUUGUAUUAUUGAUGAUCUAAGAGCUAUGACUGAUGCUGCUGGCAAACGCCCUGUCAUUCUCAUCAAUCCUAGGCUAAAGGAUUUACCGGCCUCCAGUGGAAUCAUGCAAACGAUGGGCCGGGACAAGAGAUUGGAAUAUGCUGCAUCAUUUCAAAACUGCUAUUUUUUUCGGCUUCUUUAUUAUGCUGGGACUCUAUAUCCAAUCAUGGGGGCUCUCAGGAUGUCUUAUCCAUAUCAGUAUGAGUUGUACAAGAGGGUGGAUGAACUGUCUGGGAAAGAGAAGUAUGUUGUCUUGUCUUCUUUUAGCGAAAGGCCAAAUGUAGACGAAAUAAACAAUGCUUUUGCAGGAAAAAAGAGGAAUCAAGUUAAAGAAACCUCAGGAAUUUGGUAGAAGACCUAGUUCUUAAACAUCAGCAGCCAUCACCUCUCUUGAUGAUGAAUGAUUUGUUUGUUUCCAUUGCAGGGGCUUCCUGAGUAGUAUUCUUGGAGCCUAGAAGAAGAUUUCAAACGAUGGGCGAAAUGCAAGGCAUGCAACAUGCAGGUCUCAACAUAAAGUAAGCUACUUGGAAAUCUUUCUCCUGCUAAAACUCUUCCAAAAUUGAUUAGAAUCAUUUUAUUUUGCUUGUUCCUGAGACUUCUAGGCUCGGGCAUUCUGUGAACAGAUCCAAUGUAUCAAAGCAACAUGCAGUUGUUGAGCCUGCUGUACAUACGUUGAAAUGAAUACAAAACAAUGGCAUUGCAUGAAUAGAGGAUAAUUAGAGAGAGAGAGAGAGAGAGUUAAGUUUGCUGUACAUAAGACAGUUGAAUUUUUCAGAUGCAGAAAAAGUCAAGUAACUUGUAACAUGAGCUUGUUGUACAUUCGUUGAAAUGAACAUAAAGAGAGUUGAGUUUGCUGUACACAAGACAGUUGAACUUUUCAGAUGCAGAAAAAGUCUUAUAACUUAUAAUA
Messenger RNA from Malania oleifera, 2481 nucleotides. Its product is annotated as adenylate kinase 5, chloroplastic. Gene Ontology annotation, molecular function: ATP binding; AMP kinase activity. Lineage: Eukaryota; Viridiplantae; Streptophyta; Magnoliopsida; Santalales; Ximeniaceae. The record is from RefSeq and is a predicted model, not a curated record. The transcript has 18 exons. Bases 133 to 1923 code for a protein of 596 amino acids. Gene Ontology annotation, biological process: nucleobase-containing compound metabolic process.